Messenger RNA from Cuscuta epithymum, 1721 nucleotides. Lineage: Eukaryota; Viridiplantae; Streptophyta; Magnoliopsida; Solanales; Convolvulaceae. The record is from the annotation of a GenBank genome assembly.
GAGCUGAACAUACUCAAAGCAUGACUUUAAGCAAUUUAUGUGUGACUACUUUAGUAUGUUUCUAUAAUAGGGAUUUGUAUUACUUUUGUAGAUUUUCUGCUAUUUCAAUUCCAGUUCAAACAAACAUUUCGAUACCCGUGAGGAUAACAAUUUGAUGAGAGAUGGAUGGAUUUAAAAUCCAGAACCACAACAAUUUGUUGUAUGCAUUCAUUUGUGCAGAUUAUAUGUUCUUUGGAUAGUUUACUCCUAUCCCGACUAAAUAUUAGAAAAAAUCUAUUCUACAUAAAUAAUAUUGGGCAUUUACACAAUCGCGCAACGCGCGUGUAAAGGUUUGAACUUUAGGCUCAGUUGAAGGAUCUGAAGACGGAGUUCGCUUCACUCUGAGUCACCAAGGUCAGCACCCCCCCCCCCCCCCCCCCCAAUAAGCUCUCCAAGACUAAGGUGGUGAGGAUGUCAAUUGCUCAAGUGUUGAAUAUGAUUUUCCAAACACAUAAAGUGUCACUAAGGACAGCUUACAAGAACCAGAAGUAUUUCCCCUCAAUCUACGUCCUAAGAAGACCAGAGCCAUCCGUAGAUGCCUCACUAAGCACCAGGAGGAAAAGCGAGACAUUAAUUAAAGAUUCCCAAACUUUGCUAGAUGAUGGGUAUGGGUGGAGAAAAUAUGGACAAAAAACUAUCCUUCAUUCCCUAUAUCCAAGGCAUUACUACAGGUGCACCCACAAAUUCGACCAGAAUUGCCAAGCAACCAAACAGGUGCAAAGGAUUCAGGAGAGCCCUCCCCACUACCGCACCACAUACAUAGGCAAUCAUACGUGUACAGAAUUCCUAAAAUACCCCCCGGUUAUCAACCAUCCUACCUCAUACAUGGACUCCUCAACCCUAGACUGUCUAGGACAAAACGGUCAAAGUGACCAGGGCGAGCCCCUUUCUCCUCUUACAAAACAGUUGCCUGAGGGUUUGUACCAGGCACAUAACAAUCAUCUGAAAUCGACAUUUGGAUUAGUGUCUUGCCAUAUGCGGCCUGCAAUGUCUUCAGGGUCGGGAUACAGAGAAUUGAUAUCUUCUGGGUGCACCUAUGAUUUGACUACGCCACAUAUCAUGGCCACUGCUGAUAUGGAUGAAUUGACUUUCGAAAAUUUGCAGGAACUGUGCUAGCCCCACCCCCACACAUUUUACAUGUCGGUGGAUGUAAUUCAACCGGUAGAUAAUGAGUGGCAUAAGGGGUGAACUUGGAUUCGAUUCUUGGCAACUAGAGGUUUCUAUGUCAAGCUAUAUAGGGCCUCUGCAAGUAUAUGAGUCAGAGUCUCACUCACGAUCUGUCAUGAUUAAAGUUCAAUUUACAUCAUCCGAGUUAACUGUCCGUCUUGUGCUGUAAGACCUUCACGGAUGGAGUGUCAUCCUUUUUUUGUAAGUUAUAUACUCCGUACAUGUCUACUAUUGAUCUUAUAACUUUGAUUACUUAGAGAUCAAAUUUUGCAACAAUUUUGUCCACGCUAAUGGGUUUUUCAUUGGAGCAGACUGUUUCCGAUAGAAAACUUAUUGCCUGCGGCGGCAUUUCAGAUCAAAUUUUUGCUGGAAAUUGUAUGUUCCGAUGUGAAAUCACUUAAUGUGGACAAAUUCAUUAGUUAUAAGACAUGAUCUCUAUGUAAACAAAGUUAUGACACUAGUAACAGACACAAACAAGUUACGAAAUUAAUUAAAUACUAUCGGGUAUUCUCUCA